AUCGAGACUGCAAAGUAGUUUGACACGGAGAAAGUCAGCCGCCGACAUUCAUUCACGAUCGUGGACUACAUUGUAACGAUGGAGGAUUCGAUCGAAAAACUGCCCGAACCAAAAGAAUCCACAUACCAGCUUCCUGUUAAGCUUGACGAAGCUCUCUUAAUGACUCGAUUUGGCCUCUAUAAUGUGUGUCUGAUCGCGAUUUCCGGAAUUAUUCUGGCAGGAGUGCUGCUAGAAACAUUAGGAAUAAGCUAUGUGCUGCCGGUAGCAGAGUGUGACUUGCUGUUGACGACCAAGGAAAAAGGGGUACUGAGUGCAAUUUCGUUUGCUGGCAUCAUCUGUAGUUCCCAUCUUUGGGGCUUUCUCGCAGAUACCCAAGGCAGACGAACCGUCAUAGUCCCAACACUUUUCUUGGCCUUUACGUCCACUGUGCUGUCCAGUUUUACGACCAGCUUCUGGGUCAUCACAGUUAUGCGAUUCUUGACGGGAUUUUUCAUUUCUGGAUCAUCGGCCACGAUCUAUGCCUACUUAGGAGAAUUUCACGCCAAACGAAACUCCUCGCGUUCUAUAAUGGGCGCUUCUUUCGUGUUUGGAGUCGGCUGCAUACUGCUGCCACUUAUCGCCUGGCUCGUCAUCAACCAAGAAUGGGAGUAUACGAUUCCGCUGCUGAAUAUCGUGUAUAAACCGUGGCGCCUGUUUCUUGUCGUCUGCGGGCUGCCCAGCCUAGUCUGUGCCCUGGCUCUGCUCUACUUCCCCGAGAGUCCAAAAUUUCUCUUCUCGCACGGCCAUGAACAAGAGACGAUCGCCAUUAUCCACCACAUGCACCGCUGGAAUACCAGAGGAAAAGCUUCGAAACUGAUGCUCAACUCGCUGCUACAGGAAACGGAAGCGGAGCAGACGAAACAACGGCGUGAAGAGACCGCUAAUACUAAGAGCGCGUUUAAGCUGCUGAAACAGAUGUGGCAUCAGACGGCGCCAUUGUUCAUGGGAUCCUACCUGAAGCGCACGGUGAUCAUUUGCGUGUUGCAGUUCGGUAUUUAUCUGACCUCGAACGGAAUGUACAUGUUCUUCCCGGAUAUACUGAACCGGAUUGCUGAGCAGGAGGAUGCAGGCGUAGAACGAAUAACCUUGUGCCAGGCAGUUUAUGCAACGCGUGUGGACAUCAGUCAAGUGGCACAGCAGGUGAACUCCACGGCGGUACAGGAUGCUGGUACAGCUGUCUGCCAUCAAAAGCUCGACAUCUCCGCCUAUGAGCAUUCGUUUGUGCUGGAAACGAUUUACGCAGUCGGUUUCGCCGUUAUUGGCCUUAUCGUGAAUGCUGUCGGAAGGCUGCCUAUUCUGGUGUUUGUGUUUGGCGUAUGCGGACUUAGUGGCAUUCUGAUCGUAUACAUCGACUUGCCUCUCUUGGCCAUCUGGUUCUACCUGAUACUGCUGACCUGCGGGUUCUGUAUCAGUGUAGUCAACGCUUGUACGGUCGAUUUGUUUCCAACGAAUUUGCGCGCCAUGGCGGUUUGCAUUUCUCUCAUGUUUGGAAGACUCGGUAGCGUUGUUGGAGCUAACAUUGUGGGCGUUCUGUUGGAUUCCUACUGUGAACUUACGUUCUGGAUUUCCGGUGUAUCGCUUAUCGCCUGCGCCGCCCUGUCGUUCUUCAUACCGAACAUCUACAACCGGAAUGUGUCGGAAGGAAGGAUCAGCGUAUCGUCUCGAUGACCACACCGGCAGUCUGAUACACUUAUACGGAAAACUCUAGAGACUGAAUUAUAAGAACCUCAUGCUUAACGAUGGAAUUAAUGAGUUUAGUGAUAGCUGUACUAUUAGAUGUAAUUUUAGCAGCUAUGUUUUAGUUGCCAUAAUAAAAAUAAGCUAAAAAUAAAGCUUCUUCAGAUCCAACACAAAA
Messenger RNA from Anopheles aquasalis, 1894 nucleotides. RefSeq names its product synaptic vesicle glycoprotein 2B-like. The record is from RefSeq and is a predicted model, not a curated record. Gene Ontology annotation, cellular component: membrane. Gene Ontology annotation, molecular function: transmembrane transporter activity. Lineage: Eukaryota; Metazoa; Arthropoda; Insecta; Diptera; Culicidae. Gene Ontology annotation, biological process: transmembrane transport.